This is a messenger RNA of Porites lobata, 1232 nucleotides long. NCBI's taxonomy places the organism in Eukaryota, Metazoa, Cnidaria, Anthozoa, Scleractinia, Poritidae. The record is from the annotation of a GenBank genome assembly.
AUGGAGCAUUCUAUUAGUCCAAACUUGAGUGCUUACUUAAAGCAUGAAGUUUUGGAUCUGAAAGGAAAAGGACUCUUCAGGGUACCUGAUGCAGUCACUGAACUGAGUGAAGUAGAGAAACUUGUGCUGGACAGAAAUAACCUAACUGAAUUACCAGCAAGUAUCAGCAGGCUGAAAAAUCUUAUUGUGCUCAAACUGGAUGGUAAUAAGCUAACAAAACUACCUGCUGAGAUUGGUGACCUCAGGGAGUUGAGACAGCUGUGGGUGAGUGCCAACCAGUUGCUUGGUUUACCCACCAGUAUACAGAUGCUGACCAAGCUUGAAAGGCUGUACUUGGAUGGAAAUAAACUAACUGAACUACCUGCUGAAAUUGGUGACCUCAGGGAGCUGAGGGAGCUGAGUGUGAGAGACAACAAUUUGAUUGAUUUACCUACCAGUAUACACAGGCUGACCAAGCUUGAAGAGCUGGACUUGGUUGGAAAUAAACUAACUGGACUAUACCUGCUGAGAUAGGUGACCUCAGGGAGCUGAGGGUGCUGGGUGUGAAUAACAACCAGUUGGUUGGUUUACCUACCAGUAUACACAGACUGACCAAGCUUGCAGUGCUGUACUUGGAUGGAAAUAAACUAACUGAACUACCUGCUGAGAUCUGCGACCUUAAGGGGCUGAGGCAGCUGAGUGUGAGUGACAACCAUUUGGUUGAUUUACCUACCAGUAUACACAGGCUAACCAAGCUUGAAGAGCUGGACUUGCUUGGAAAUAAACUAACUGAACUACCUGCCGAGAUUGGUAACGUGAGGGAACUGAGGGAGCUGUGGGUAGGUGACAACCAGUUGGUUGGUUUACCUACCAGUAUACAGAGGCUGACCAAGCUUGAAUUUCUGUACUUGGAUGGAAAUAAACUAACUGAACUACCCGCUGAGAUCUGUGACCUCAGGGAGCUGAGGCACCUGAGUGUGAGUGACAACCAUUUGGUUAAUCUACCUACCAGUAUACACAGGCUGACCAAACUUAAAAAGCUGUACUUGGUUGGAAAUAAACUAACUGAACUACCCGCUGAGAUCGGUGACUUGAGGGAGCUGAGGCAGCUGGGUGUGAGUCAGAAUCCUUUAACUAUUGACGCAGUAAGAUGUGCCCUGAAGUUGAGGAAGAAGGGAAUACUUGUAGGUGGUGUUGCAGGUAAGAAAAGCGGAUAUUUUAGUUAUUUGGAAGUUCGAAAAAAACCGAAAUAA